Messenger RNA from Suricata suricatta (meerkat), 2966 nucleotides. It is a transcript of the gene SLC35B3, whose product is annotated as solute carrier family 35 member B3. The record is from RefSeq and is a predicted model, not a curated record. The coding region runs from base 1381 to 2490 and encodes 369 amino acids. Gene Ontology annotation, cellular component: endoplasmic reticulum membrane; Golgi membrane. Gene Ontology annotation, molecular function: 3'-phosphoadenosine 5'-phosphosulfate transmembrane transporter activity. The transcript has 10 exons. NCBI's taxonomy places the organism in Eukaryota, Metazoa, Chordata, Mammalia, Carnivora, Herpestidae. Gene Ontology annotation, biological process: transmembrane transport.
UCUCUCAAAAAUAAAUUUAAAAAAAAUUUUUUUUUAUUAAAAAAAAAGAAGCAUUUGAAAAUAGAGAUCUUAAUUUCAGAGGAGAAGUCUGGGUUGGAAGUCCAAAUACAUAUUUCCAACCGCAUAUCAAAGGAGUGAAUCUCCAUCAGCAGAUCAUAUCGCACUAGCAGUACUAAAAAGUUGAAUAACAGUUAACAUAUGUGGUCUUACUAUAUGCCAGAUGCUUUUACAUUUAUUUCAUUUAGUACUAACAAAAAUUAUAUGAUAAGCACAUUUUUACCCCCCCCUUUUAAAGAUGCACAACCUAAAAUUCAAAAAGAUUAAAAGAAUUUGCUGAAGGUUCUUCAGGUACUCAGUAGCAAAGCUGGGUCGUGAACUCAGAUCUGUCAGAAUCCAAAGCAUGAGGAAAGCACCAUGCUGUACUGCUUUCUCAUAAGGCUAGCUAUAAUUUUAUUGAGUCAUUGCAGUAUGCCAGGUGUUUUGCUAAAUUACAGACAUCUCAGCAGAAUGUGAUUUUGGGAGAAAUUUUUGAAAGCAGGAAAGAGGUCUUCUAAAGAAGCUUUAUUCUCUCUGUGUAAAUAUAAUCAUUAUUUAUACAUCACACAACCUGUUUUUCAUAAAAUUUUUAGUUUUGCUCACAAAGUUUGCCACCACCACCAUCAAAGUUUCCAGUGUGAUUGGAAAAAUCACAUUCAGGUAGACAGAGUGAUUGCAAGCUUAGGUUUGAGGGGGAGCAGAAGAAGGGCCAAUUUAUUUGGUUUCUCUAUUAGGGUGCAGAGCACGCCAGAUCUCAAGAAUGCAGAGACAAGAUGUGAGUCUUGUCUUUCCAGUUCUGUUCUCUCCCAGCUGGGGAAUUAGGAAAGGUAUCACAAAGGAAGGAAUACUAAAGCGUAUUUCAAAUCCUGACCUAGAGAAAGAAGACAUCAGGCUGAAAGAACUUCAUUAACAUAAGUCAGAGGUGUUUCAAAGUCCAUGGUGUAUUUCUGGAAUGAAAUAGUAGUCCAUUGUGGGCAGAUUAGGGCCUGAUUGAAAGAUGUGGAGGGAGGAGAAGGUUCCGUGGGACCAGAUUUAUUUGAAUGGUACUGUGUGUCCAUGCCUGUACAUACAGAAAGUCGUUACUCAGGUUUGUGUUUCUUCUACAUUCAAGAUCAUUUAAAGCAUGGUUUAUAAGGAAAGUCAAAUCUCAAGGGUAUCCUGCAAGAUGACUUAAAAAGUCUUAACUCACAGAUGGCAGUGAUUGAAACAUAGUGUGGGAAGGAAGAAGAGUAUAUAAAGAAGAAGAAACAGGACUUGGCUCAGCAAGCAAAAGAAACACGGAACAAAGGAGAGGAAACCAACAAAGAUAAUUUUGGAAGCACUGAAUGCAGCAAAACAAGAACAAUGGAUCUCAAGUACAACAAUUCCAGGAAAUAUAUUUCUAUAACUGUCCCUCCCAAAACACAGACAAUGUCACCACACAUCAAGUCAAUAGAUGACGUCGUGGUGCUUGGCCUAAAUCUCAGCAGAUUUAACAAACUUACUCAGUUUUUCAUAUGUGUCGCUGGAGUUUUUGUAUUUUACCUAAUUUAUGGAUAUUUACAGGAAUUAAUAUUUUCAAUGGAGGGUUUUAAGCCCUAUGGCUGGUACCUUACUUUAGUACAGUUUGCAUUUUAUUCCAUAUUUGGCCUAAUAGAACUUCAGCUUAUUCAGGACAAAAGGAGAAGAAUACCAGGAAAAACCUACAUGAUUAUAGCUUUUCUAACUGUGGGUACUAUGGGGUUAUCAAAUACUUCCUUGGGCUACCUGAAUUAUCCCACCCAAGUCAUCUUCAAGUGCUGCAAAUUGAUUCCUGUUAUGCUAGGAGGAGUUUUAAUUCAAGGGAAGCGUUACAACCUUGCCGACGUGUCCGCGGCAGUGUGUAUGAGCCUGGGCCUGGUAUGGUUCACCCUGGCUGACAGCACAAUCGCCCCCAAUUUCAACCUCACAGGUGUGAUCCUUAUUUCCCUGGCCCUGUGUGCAGAUGCCGUCAUUGGAAACGUUCAAGAGAAAGCCAUGAAACUGCAUAGUGCGUCCAACUCAGAAAUGGUUUUGUAUUCGUAUUCCAUCGGUUUUGUGUACAUUUUAUUGGGAUUGACAUGCACGAGUGGAUUAGGCCCUGCAGUAACAUUUUGUUCAAAGAAUCCAAUUCGGACCUAUGGUUAUGCUUUCCUUUUUUCCCUCACUGGAUAUUUUGGAAUCUCCUUUGUCCUGGCUUUGAUUAAAAUUUUCGGUGCCCUUCUUGCUGUAACAGUGACAACAGGAAGAAAAGCAAUGACUAUUGUACUUUCAUUUAUGUUCUUUUCUAAACCAUUCACAUUUCAGUAUGUCUGGUCUGGUUUGCUAGUUGUCCUUGGUAUAUUUCUCAAUGUUUACAGCAAAAAUAUGGAUAAAAUAAGACUACCAGCACUGUAUGAUCUGAUGAACAAAAUCGUGGAAAUGAGAAAGUCAAGGACGUUGGCACAAACUGUAUAGAGAGUGAUUCAUCCUGUUUCAAAUAGAAUUCUAAGGGAGUAAUUAUCAAAUAAUUAACUUUCCAAAAGGAUUAUUAUAAAAACCAAAGGAUCUGAAAGGCAUGCUACCCAUUUGUGAUUGGGUCCCUAUGAAGUCAACCUUUUCUUCAGGAUACUUGUUGAACUAACUGCUGCAGCAAUCAGGAGGGCCACGUGUGGCACGCCUUAGACUAACACGUCAGUGUGAAGGACUAAUUCUUAGCAACCUGUUGAGAAUUUCACUGGAAAUGGACCAUGUUGCAAAACUAAUUGGAUAUCAUUAUGACAGAUCAUAGAAAUUGAUAUAAUAAUAUCAAUUAAUAGAUUGUUUUGUCUUCAUUCCAUUUUGCUGGUGUUAUUUAAAUGAUUCUCUGUUGUAAGAGUGAAUGGAUGAUUUAAAGUCUAGAAAGAAUAACUUCAUUAUAAAUAAAACUUAAUUAUGUGAUUUUUUUAAACAAA